Molecule: messenger RNA, 1091 nt
Organism: Phoenix dactylifera (date palm)
Lineage: Eukaryota; Viridiplantae; Streptophyta; Magnoliopsida; Arecales; Arecaceae
Product: homeobox-leucine zipper protein HOX14-like
Biological process (GO): positive regulation of DNA-templated transcription
Cellular component (GO): nucleus
Molecular function (GO): sequence-specific DNA binding; DNA-binding transcription factor activity, RNA polymerase II-specific
Source: RefSeq, a predicted model, not a curated record
CCUAAACCCCCUCCCUCCCUCCCUCUCUCUCCUUGCCACCCCCUACAAGCUCCAAUCUUACAAUCAAAAGGCAAAGGCUCCUUUCUUGGUCUAAAGGGACUAGUCUAGUACUAGUGACCGAGGGUAGAGAGAAGACUAUUAGUUCUCAAGCCCGAAAGAGGAUAGAACCAAAGGAAAGUUUGAAGCUUUCCUGCAGUGAAUAUGACCAAGGCCAUCCCAAGCCAAGUGGAAGAAGAGCUCUCCUAUCUCAUGAACUUUGGUGCGUGCUCCCAAAGGACAGAAGGGGAGACAAGAACGCGUCGAAGGAGGAGGAAGCCGAAGCUGGAUGGUGCAGGAGAAGAGGCGAAGAAGAGGAGGCUAACUGAUGCGCAGGUUAAGUUCUUGGAGAUGAGCUUCGGAAAGGAGAGAAAAUUGGAGUCAGGGAGGAAGGUGCACCUCGCCAGUGAGCUCGGCCUCGACCCGAAGCAGGUCGCCGUUUGGUUUCAGAAUCGAAGGGCAAGGCACAAGAGCAAGCAGAUCGAGCAGGAGUACCUCAAGCUCAAGUCGGCCCACGAUGCCAUCAUCGUCGAGAAAUGCCACCUCGAGAACGAGGUUCUGAAACUGAAGAAGAAGCUUUCGGAGGCUGAGGAGUCUGUAAGGAAGCUCUCCGGAGCAGCGAAUGGAGCUUCUGGCGGUGGUGGAGGCGGCAGCGGCGGCGGCGGAGGCAGCAGCGGCGGCGAGAGUGGUGGCAGCCCCACGUCGUCCUUCUCGACGGUCACUUACCAUCCUCUGGUUGGAGAAUUUGGAGUGGAUGGAGAAGUUGACCUCAUGUACAUACCAGAGUAUAACUUUAAUAACUACAUGGACUGGGGUAAUCUGUAUGGAAUAUUGUAAAAUACCAUUAUUAGUGCUGUCAUGAUUUAUGUGAUUUAUCCAUGUAAAUGAUGUCACCUUACCUAGUUAUAGUAUUUUCCCUAAUAUAAUCCAUCUCGAGUCAUGGAGCUUGUAAUUAGUGGAAGUAAGUUUCUAGUUUAAUGUAAUUGUUUGCUCCUAAUGUAACUUUAGUUGUAGUAUUUAGAAAAUGAUUUAAAAGAAAAAAAGUAUUGUAUAUA